GGUCCUAGAAAUAUAUCAAAGUCGCAUAAAUUCUCUAAAUCUCUUAAUCCAAACAAUCCGUAUGGUUUUUCGCUUCAUCUGGUAUAAUAUAUUUUCUUUUUCGUACUUCGAUCACGCAACCGUACUCUUUGCCUUGCCUCUCUGCGGAGUGGGGGUGUGUAUUCCCACAGAUUUACACCUAAACGACCACGAACUCGGUGAAGAUUGAAAGGCCGGCCAUCGUACAAUCUACUUUUGAAGAUCCGAACCAUGCGCUGGCUCCUCCUCACCCUCGCGAUCUUCUUAAUCUUUUACACAGUCUCUUCGCAUGAGUUCGCCAUCGAUGGAACCGUGCUGGAGCUCGAUGAAUCCAACUUUGACUCCAUCAUUUCCACCUUUGACUACGUCUUCGUCGACUUCUAUGCCCCAUGGUGCGGCCACUGCAAGCGCCUCGCCCCCGAGCUGGAUGUAGCUGCCCCUAUUCUUUCUGGACUGAAGGAGCCAAUUGUGAUUGCAAAAGUCAAUGCUGACAAGUUCACCCGUCUUGCAAUUAAAUAUGAUAUUAAUGGUUUUCCCACCCUCAAGCUUUUUAUGCAUGGUGUUCCCAUAGAAUAUGAGGGACCAAGGAAAGCAGAUUUACUUGUUCGAUACCUGAAGAAAUUUGUUGCUCCCAAUGUCUCUGUUCUUGAUUCAGACUCUGCUAUUAGUAACUUUAUGGAAGCAGCUGGCACUUAUUUUCCUAUAUUUGUAGGCUUUGGCUUGAAUGAGUCCAUGAUAUCAAAUUUAGCCAUCAAAUACAAGAAAAAGGCAUGGUUUUCUGUGGCAAAAGAUUUCUUAGAGGACAUAAUGGUUUUGUAUGACUUUGACAAGGUUCCUGCAUUGGUAUCCCGUCAUGUAAAUUAUGAUGAGCACAGCAUUUUCUAUGGGCCCUUUGAAGAUGAAUUCUUGGAAGAUUUCAUAAAACAAAAUUUGUUACCUUUGGCUUUGCCCAUAAACUAUGACACAUUGAAGUUGCUGAAGGAUGAUGACCGCAAAAUCGUUCUGACAAUUGUGGAGGAUGAGGCUGCUGAGAAAUCAAAGAAACUAAUCAAGCUGUUGAAGGCUGCUGCAUCUGCAAACCGUGACUUCGUCUUUGGAUAUGUUGGGAUUAAGCAAUGGGAAGAGUUUGCUGAUACAUUUGAAGCCAAUAAGAAAACGAAACUGCCAAAAAUGGUUGUUUGGGAUGGUGAUGAAGAGUACCUUUCAGUCAUUGGCUCCGACAGUAUAGAAGAAGAGGAUCAGGCAUCCCAAAUUACACAAUUUCUUCAAGGAUAUAGGGAAGGAAGGACAGUGAAGAAAAGAAUUGGUGGCCCUUCGCUGAUUGGCUUCAUUAAUUCUCUAAUUGGCAUCAGAUCUGUUUACCUUAUUGUUUUUGUGGUUGCCAUCAUCAUGCUUUUACAAACUGUCAACAAAGAAGACGAUGAACCGUUGAGGGUUGGUACUCGAGAUGAGGCUGAUUAUGAUGGUAGCUCAGCCCCUCAGGCUGAGGGUAGAGAACCAUAUCGAUUGGGCGACAAGGAAGAUUAAGCUGGGCGAUGUUUUUGACUUUUUACUCACUUUGUUUAGGGAUGCUGUGAAAAUGGAGAUGCUCAUUGAUGCCAAAAACGCAGUUUGCUGAGAUAUUUCAGAAAACCACCAGUCCCCCCGUCUCCCAUGCCUGUACAGAUCAUGAUCAAUUCCUUUGCACUUUGGUUGGUUUGGUUUGUUUUACAAGGUAUUUUAUUUAGCUUGGUAUAAAAUGUUGCAUAACUUUAUACACCAUGAUCUAUUACUUGCAGAGACGAGACUUACCCUUUUGUAGCUACUUUUGGUAUGAUGUUAGACAAUAAAAACGAUAUUUCUUUGAUUUGUCUCAAAA
This is a messenger RNA of Malania oleifera, 1876 nucleotides long. Its product is annotated as protein disulfide-isomerase 5-2. Bases 250 to 1545 code for a protein of 431 amino acids. The record is from RefSeq and is a predicted model, not a curated record. Gene Ontology annotation, biological process: protein folding; response to endoplasmic reticulum stress. Gene Ontology annotation, cellular component: endoplasmic reticulum. Gene Ontology annotation, molecular function: protein disulfide isomerase activity. NCBI's taxonomy places the organism in Eukaryota, Viridiplantae, Streptophyta, Magnoliopsida, Santalales, Ximeniaceae. The transcript is spliced from 5 exons.